CAAAUUUUCUAUAUAUUAAUUAAAAGGGGGAAAAAAGAAAAAAGAGCAUGCAAUUGCCGGUGAAUAUUUGCCGGUACCUCUACCGUCUUGUGACUGCUUCCUCUUCAUCUCCUCAUAUGAGAUCGAAUCAGGUUCUCAUGGUUGCAAAAUAACUGCAAUUUGUUUAAUUGAUUACCAUUAAGCGUGCCAAAUUUUAAGUCUGAGCUACUUAUGUUAUCCAAAAAUUGUCAUUAUUGCCUGCGAUCAGUGAUGAUCAUUUAGUUCUUAUGAAAAUUUGGAAGUUUGGUUUUGGUGGAAAUUUUGUUUUUGUUACCGAUGGCUGUGAGCUACUUGGCAAUCUCAGCAAUGUCCACGGCUUUAAGCUUCAUAGGUCUUCAAGUUUGGGCGGAAUUUUCACUCGAUAAACUUCAGAAUGAUGGGUUAAUUAGCGAGAAUUUUAUUCAUACGGAAAAUGUUGACCGUGCACUUGAGCUCCUUUUAGGUUCUUAUACCUCCUUGGCUCUGCUGGCAAAUUUUGUGCUCAAUGUAUUUAUUCUAAUCAUCCUCUCUCUAAAGACUGUAUUUUUUGGCAAGCUAUACCCCUUAGAAACUCGGAAAUUAGUAGAGCGCCUUAUCAAUUAUGUUAUCUACAAGGGGACCUUUCUACCAUUAGUAAUUCCACCAACAGUAUACCAAGCAUGUCUUUGGUCAAUUUGGUUGACUGUUAUAUGUUGUCUAAAGAUGUUUCAAGCGUUGGCCCGGGAUAGAUUUGAACGCUUGAAUGCUUCUCCUUCUGCUACACCUUGGGCAUAUUUUCGAGUCUUUUCUGUGUUUCUUUUUGCCCUCUCUUUCAAUUUAUUCUGGAUUUGGCUGAGCUUUAUGCUGUACAAAACAGUAAAUUCAUCCAUGUUCUUGCUGUUGUUUUUUGAGCCUCUGAGUAUUGCUUUUGAGACCAUGCAGGCUAUACUGGUUCAUGGGUUUCAGCUGCUUGAAAUAUUACUCCAUUCACUAGGGAACAGUGCUGAUUGCCAAAGAGCAAAACUUUUUGAUUUAUCAGCUGCAGGUUCAUUUUGGGAAUGGAAGGGCAUUCUUAUUUGGAAUCUAGGUUUCCUCCUUGACAUGGCAACACUGUCGAUGGCACUCGGACACUAUGUUCUUAUAUGGUGGCUCCAUGGCAUGGCAUUCCAUCUUGUGGAUGCAGUUCUUUUCUUGAAUAUACGUGCUUUGCUAAGUGCAAUUGUGAAACGUAUAAAGGGAUUUAUUAAAUUGAGAAUGGCAUUUGGGGCUCUUCAUGGAGCACUCCCUGAUGCGACAUCUGAAGAGAUACGAGCAUAUGAUGAUGAAUGUGCCAUAUGUCGGGAACCUAUGGCCAAGGCUAAAAAGCUUCACUGUAAUCACCUUUUUCAUCUUGCAUGCUUGAGAUCCUGGUUGGACCAAGGCUUAAAUGAAGUUUACUCUUGUCCCACAUGUAGAAAGCCACUUUUCCUGGGAAGAAGAGAAAAUGAAGCAAAUUCUCACACCGCAGAAACUUUAAGUGAUGAGCAGUUGGCCCGUCAGAUAAAUUCUGAACUAAAUCGGCCAAAUAUGCCUGGUCACAGCCUGCCUACAGGAGUAUUCCCAAAUCAAAUGCAGAAUACUGCAGAAGGUGGCCCUGGGAGGGGUGCAGGACUGGAUUCUGAAUGGUUGCAUUCUUGGCCAAACCAGAAUGUUGAUGGAGCUGGUCCUUCUACCGAUAGUAGAUCAGUUGGACUCGGGAGAGUUCAUAUGAUGAUGAGGCAUCUUGCAUCUGUUGGAGAAACUUAUGCCCAGACUGCUCUAGAAGAUACUGCUUGGAGCCUUUGGCCCAUGAACCCAUCUCAGGCUGCUGCAUCUGCUUCAUCUGCUCCUCCAAACAUUGGUGGAAGAUAUCCUGCAAAUACUGGUAGUUUACAUAUUAGGACUGCUGCACGCACAGCAAGCGACGGUGUAGCAACUAUACUUGCCAUGGCGGAGACCGUACGGGAGGUUUUGCCACAUGUCCCAGAUGAGCUUAUUUUUCAGGACUUGCAGAGAACAAAUUCUGUUACGGUUACUGUGAAUAAUCUUCUCCAAAUGUGAUAUCUGAAGGGUAGGUAAAAGUCUUCCUACAGAUUUAUUGGAGACGGAUGGUUCCAUGUGUGUAUAUAAAGAGGGGGGGGGGGGGAAAGGGGUUUGGUGAUGUUAUUAUGGUAAAAGAUAUGUGAUAGUUAAAGUUAUUGGCGUGAAAAAUGAAGAUGCUAAGUUAACUAUUGGUGCACUUGGGGGAAUUGAUCCCACCAAUUGGGAAAGUGUUGAUCCAUUCCAUGGUGGGACUUUGAAAUUCUCAAUUAUUUUUUUGGUAGUAUUAUGUAACUAUUAACUCUUUAAAAAAA
Hibiscus syriacus is the source of this 2369-nucleotide messenger RNA. Its product is annotated as E3 ubiquitin protein ligase RIN2-like. The transcript is spliced from 13 exons. Gene Ontology annotation, biological process: positive regulation of plant-type hypersensitive response; protein ubiquitination; ubiquitin-dependent protein catabolic process. NCBI's taxonomy places the organism in Eukaryota, Viridiplantae, Streptophyta, Magnoliopsida, Malvales, Malvaceae. Gene Ontology annotation, molecular function: ubiquitin binding; ubiquitin protein ligase activity. The coding region runs from base 316 to 2076 and encodes 586 amino acids. Gene Ontology annotation, cellular component: cytosol; plasma membrane; ubiquitin ligase complex. The record is from RefSeq and is a predicted model, not a curated record.